AUGGUCGGGAAGCUCGCUUUGACUAUCGGCCUCCUCCUUGCCGGAGCUCAGGCUCAACAAGCCACCAAUUGCACAUACCAGUCACUGAAGUGUGGUUCAGUGCUUCUUGCACCUCCCUUUAACUACACCACUCUUCAACUCACGACUGCUGUCAACGACACUUCCUCUAUUCCGCUCGUCUCCACCACUGACCUCUCUCAGACCCUCUUUCACUGCACAGAUAUUCUGGGAACUAUUACCGGGAAUGCCUAUUGCUUCGCUGGUUGUGACACCAAGCCUGGUGUUCGAAAUGACCAAUGUAUCUUGUAA
Molecule: messenger RNA, 309 nt
Organism: Penicillium canariense
Lineage: Eukaryota; Fungi; Ascomycota; Eurotiomycetes; Eurotiales; Aspergillaceae
Exons: 2
Coding region: 1-309 (102 amino acids)
Source: RefSeq, a predicted model, not a curated record